GGAGCCUUUGCCUCUCUUCGUCGGGCCACCCUACGCAGGGCUUACUUAGUUCAAGGAAAGGGUCGCGCUCUCCUUCGAAAUCAAUGACCUCAGUAGGAACACUUAAGUCCUCCCUCCUCCGGCUCUUCACGCUCCACGUUGGUGAUCUUCCAGGAAACAGAGCGUCUUCUUCCCGCUGUUAGGACCCAUUUGUAGUCUGCAGCCGUGUGAAGCACUGGUAGCCCUGGAGUUCAGUCGAUACUAAGCUUUCGCCCGAGACAGCCUCUCAGAUGUGUGUGAAUGCGAGUGGGCUACGCUACUGCUGCCUGGUAAGGAAGCGGAUCAGCCUGUGAGGAGAGGAAACUGUGAUUUCCUACAAGGCGCGGCAGCGCGGCCUGGCUCGCUCUCUCCACCAGAGGGACCGAGCCGGCGCUGUAACGUGAGCCCUCCUCUUCUUUGGGAGAAGCAGUUUCUUUGCUCACGCUCGAGAGACUCGGGGAGGAGCUGUCAUUCCCGUGGUUGCUGCAACGAGAGCGAGUGGAACAACUUGGCUUCUCGCGAACUGGAGACUCCGCCGCCGAUUCCCUUCAGCCAAUUUUCCUGAAAAAGAGCCCCGCCGAGGGCACCUGACUGAGGUAGACUCGACGCAAUAGCGGGGCAAAGCCUGCGCGGCUGAGAUGCCGAGACAAUUUCCAAAGCUAAACAUUUCUGAAGUUGAUGAGUCAGUGCGACUUCUAGCUGAAAAGGUUUUUGCCAAAGUUCUUCGAGAAGAAGACAGCAAAGAUGCCUUGUCACUAUUCACCGUGCCUGAGGAUUGCCCCAUUGGGCAACAAGAGGCGAAAGAAAGAGAGCUGCAGAAAGAGUUGGCAGAGCAACAGUCAUUGGAGACAGCAAAAAGGAAGAAAAGCUUCAAGAUGAUUCGAUCCCAGUCCUUGUCAUUACAAAUUCCACAGCAGGAAUGGAAACCUCCAUCAGACACUCCAGUUGUGUCUCCUCCUACUCCAGUACUUCCAGGAGCUUUUCAAUCCAUCCAAAGGACAUAUGAUGUACCAGAAUUCCAAAGAGUUACAAUUAGUGGAGAUUACUGUGCUGGGGUUACUGUUGAUGAUUAUGAACAGGCUGCCAAGAGUUUGGCAAAAGCUCUGCUUAUUCGAGAGAAGUAUUGCCGCCUUGCUUACCAUCGCUUUCCAAGGACAACAGCACAAUAUUUAUGUAGUAUGCAAAAUGAAAAAUGGAAAAUUGAAGAUGAGGUAGUUCCAGAUUUUCAUCCACCCCCAAAAGAACUGCAGGAUCCUUAUAAUCUUGAUGAUUCUCCAGGAAAUUUGGAUUGUGUUGUAAAGAUGAAGGAAGGAAUUUUCUUAGUUUUUGAGAACAAAGAAAUGAUGGAGCUUGAUGAGCCAUGGAGCUUGCCUUAUCCUGAUCUACAGACAUACACCCUUGACCUCAGUCAUGUGCUGGCUCUUAUUGCAGAUGGCCCAACAAAAACAUACUGCCAUAAGAGGCUUAACUUUCUAGGAUCUAAGUUUGGUUUACAUGAGAUGUUAAAUGAAAUGUCGGAACUUAAAGAACUGAAGAGUAAUCCUCAUCGGGAUUUUUACAAUGUGAGAAAGGUUGAUACCCAUAUCCAUGCUGCUGCCUGUAUGAACCAGAAACAUUUGCUGAGGUUCAUUAAACAUACUUAUCAAACUGAGCCAAACAGGAUAGUGGGGGAGAAAAAAGGCAAGAAGAUAACUUUAAAGCAGGUGUUUGAAAACCUCCAUAUGGAUCCCUAUGACCUCACUGUAGACUCACUAGAUGUCCACGCAGAUCGCCAGACAUUUCAUCGAUUUGAUAAAUUUAACUCCAAAUAUAAUCCAGUUGGUGCAAGUGAGCUGAGGGACUUGUAUUUGAAAACGGAGAACUAUCUUGGUGGUGAAUACUUUGCUCGUAUGGUGAAGGAAGUUGCCCGUGAACUAGAAGAAAGUAAAUACCAGUACACAGAACCUCGGCUGUCAAUUUAUGGGCGUUCUCCUGAUGAAUGGCAGAAUUUAGCUAAAUGGUUCAUUAGGCACAAAGUUUAUUCACCUCACAUGCGUUGGAUUAUUCAGGUUCCUAGAAUCUAUGAUAUUUUUAGGUCAAAAAAUAUUCUGCCUAGUUUUGGCAAAAUGCUGGAAAACAUCUUCUUACCUCUGUUUGAGGCGUCUAUCAACCCCUUGGAUCAUAAAGAGCUGCACCUCUUCCUUAAAUAUGUGACAGGGUUUGAUAGUGUGGAUGAUGAAUCCAAACAUAGUGACCACAUGUUCUCUGACAAGAGCCCCAACCCUGAUAUUUGGACUAGUGAAAAAAAUCCUCCAUAUAGUUAUUACCUGUAUUACAUGUACGCAAACAUCAUGGUUCUCAACAAUCUUAGAAAAGAAAGAGGUAUGAGCACCUUCUUGUUUCGGCCUCAUUGUGGAGAAGCUGGAUCAAUCACUCACCUGGUGUCAGCUUUUCUAACUGCGGACAACAUUUCCCAUGGGUUACUCCUGAAGAAGAGUCCAGUUCUCCAGUAUCUUUAUUAUCUUGCACAAAUCCCCAUUGCCAUGUCUCCUCUUAGCAACAACAGUCUUUUCCUGGAGUAUUCAAAAAACCCACUCCGAGAAUUUCUACACAAGGGACUCCAUGUUUCUCUGUCCACAGAUGACCCUAUGCAGUUCCAUUAUACAAAAGAAGCACUGAUGGAGGAAUAUGCCAUAGCAGCUCAAGUGUGGAAACUGAGCACUUGUGACCUGUGUGAAAUAGCAAGGAACAGUGUACUACAAAGUGGUUUGUCACAUAAGGAAAAACAGAAAUGUUUAGGGGUAAAUUAUUCCAGUGAAGGGCCUGAAGGCAAUGACAUUCGAAAGACUAACGUUGCACAGAUUCGGAUGGCUUACAGAUAUGAGACCCUAUGCAAUGAGCUGAGUUUCCUAUCUGAUGCAAUGAAGACAGAAGAGAUUACUGCGCUAUCAGAAUAGUCCCAGUUCCAAAAUUAUGACAGUAUCACGCAAGGGACAGAAGCGUAUGGACAUAAGAGAACUUGAGCAACUGCAGGAGAGAGUGCUGUCUGGUGAUCAGAAAUCUUAUGUUGCAUUGGACCUGACUGCAAAGCCAGUUUCUGUUAGCAGUUAGCAUAGUUAGCACUGCCGUACACAUUCAGAUACAAACUCACAAUAAGAUACUUUAUGCUGCAUAUGGCAUUUAAAAGUGCACUCUAAAUCUAGUUAUAUUUAUAGUGUUUGUAUCUGGGAUACAUAGCAUUCUGCUUUGAAACAAAUAAUAUGCAGCAGCUUCUGGUAGCACACAUGCACCUCUUUUGCCAUGCUUAGUGGCAGGCAAAGAUCUAUGGCACUUUAAUCUCUGGUUUGUGUACACUCUUUGAUUUAUAAUCCAAGACUGCAAUGAAUGUAGGAAAGUAAAAUAAUAUGACCAAAGAGCUGCAUGUUUUUCCUGGUUGUGCGUUAUAGGAAAACCCAUUCAGCACCAUUUUGUCUCUCCAUCCCCAUCCCAAAAAACACAAUAAAGGUGUGGCCACUGGUUUUGUAGUUUUAUUAAAUCUUUUAUAAUGAA
This is a messenger RNA of Rhineura floridana, 3546 nucleotides long. It is a transcript of the gene AMPD3, whose product is annotated as adenosine monophosphate deaminase 3. Gene Ontology annotation, molecular function: AMP deaminase activity. The transcript has 15 exons. Gene Ontology annotation, cellular component: cytosol. Gene Ontology annotation, biological process: IMP salvage; AMP metabolic process. The record is from RefSeq and is a predicted model, not a curated record. The coding region runs from base 657 to 2954 and encodes 765 amino acids. NCBI's taxonomy places the organism in Eukaryota, Metazoa, Chordata, Lepidosauria, Squamata, Rhineuridae.